Lachancea meyersii CBS 8951 is the source of this 888-nucleotide messenger RNA. NCBI's taxonomy places the organism in Eukaryota, Fungi, Ascomycota, Saccharomycetes, Saccharomycetales, Saccharomycetaceae. The record is from the annotation of a GenBank genome assembly.
AUGUGCUACUGCAUUCGUUGCGAGAUUGACGGGUGCUUGGUUCUCGGACACCGCCAAGGUUUGUGUGUUUUUGAGUUUGGCGGGUCUUUUCGAGUCGCGAGGUCUAUGGAAAGCGAUGAAGUGCGUUCCGAACUUGUGGAGCUGGAACCGAUCUCCAACCCCAAAGACUGGGAAUUGGUUGCGCGGCAUGCAAAUGAAUAUAUGUUCCAAGAAGAAUUGGGGCACUCGAAACUUUACUUUUACGAUGGUGAAGAAUGCUCCCGUCAUUUCCGGGAUGAGAUUUAUCUGCCAACCUUACGAACUCCGUCUGGGACGCAAGAACACUAACUCGCUGCGCAGAUUUACGAGAAGAGCUUUGAGUAUUAUUGGAAGUCGUGGGAAACAGCUGAAGAUACAAUGGUGGAAGUUCCUCGACAAUUUUUGCCCAAAGACAUCUACCGUUUCUCGUUACUAUAUGAUCUGGCCUAUGCUGUGAAGCAAACGUUUAAGCCUUGAAAUCUUAUUGUUAUGCUCGCCUCGCUCGGCGAAGGUUUAAAGGCGAUGGUUGUUGUUUUCAUCAAAAGGUCCUCUGUGCUACUUCUAUAUUCUUGCAUCACUUCGCGAAGGCCCGAUGUCCAGAGAAUGCUCCUUACACCGAUACAGGUGCUGAAGUUCUUGAAGCUGGUCACAAAAUUGGAGCCUGGUGAAAGCAAUAUGAAGUGGGAUCGGGUCGCGAGGAAAAUAAAUACCUUUCUUGAUGACACGGGCGGUUUGCAAGCGAUAGCACAUUUUUUCGACGGGAACAAAUGCCGCGCCAAAUUCCAAUUAGUAUUGGCAGAAAUACUUCCUCAUGGCAGUGCGAAGAGGAUGUUAUACCCGGAACCUGUUAACUUUGCAAGCGAAAUGAAA